AUGGGAGUCGAUCCCCGUGACACGGCCAGAGCAGCCGCACUAACGACCACAACAAAUGGGGACUUCUUCCUCUCCUCAACCCCAGCUCUCUCAUCUCCGCGCCUUCCAUCUUCUCCAUCGCAUCGGCGUCCUUCUUCUCCCCCCUCCGCCUCCACAAACAACAACUCUUUUCCUCGUAUCCCGCAGAGUCGCUUCAGUUUCGAGUACGGAAGUCCCCUGCGCAAACAGGCCUCCGUGUCGCACGCCCGUUCCACUAUAGCCACGCCGUCUGGCCCAGAUUCCAACCAGUCUCCCACCACCAACACCACCACUGACUCCACGACCACCGCCACUCCCCAGCGCUCAUCCUUGUAUGGCCGACACCGGCGCUCAGUCCCGAACCUGAGUUACGCUCGCACGCCGACCACCGAUUUUGAUUCGCUUCCUUCCUCUCCUCGUGGCACCCAAGAACUAGAGUCGGAUCCGGAUCGCGCGCCGCCCCCUGAUUCUCGCCCAACAGUCCGGGUGCUGAGUCCCAAUGCGACAAAGCGUCGUAAACAGUCCUUCUAUGCCUCGCAGACGCCGGACGUGAAGAGGAGAAUGCCUUCGUCCACUCUCUCGUAUAGUCAAGGGAGACCCCAGGCGGGCGAUCGCGCCGUCAAUGGGUUCGAUAAGUAUGCUUCGCAGGAUGGCAACGUCACUCCCAUCGCGGAUGAUACUCGAUCGAAAAAUGAUGACAUCUUUUUGAAUAUCGCGAGAACGGAUACGGAACGCCGUGAUUCCAUCGGACGGUCAGAUUUCAGGAGGUCGCGGUUCAGAAUGUCUGGCAGUAGUCUGCGCUCCCCGACCAGCUCGCAUGUAAAUAUAAGUGAACAAACCCCUUCGCCUGAGCAAGGGCGGUUAAAUUCCUACGAAAGCCCCUUGCAUUCUCAACCCAUUUCUUCGCAAAUCCCCCUGGGUACCCUAUCGAACUCCUACUCGGCUUCUGCCCACCCCCUGGACGAUCACCCCCGUGCCCAUCCCUCGUUUGGCAGCAGGUCCACCAUCGGCCUCCCUCGCAGUCGAUUAAGUCGCGCCAAUGCAGACGCUUCUCCCGAUUUCUCUGAUUUGAACGCGGACCGACGAGGCUCCCUCCAAGAUGCUCGAGGAUAUCGCAAUACAACGCUAUCGACCAUCCGUAGCAGUCGACAGGCGUCCGCUUCUGAGGCGACCGAACGCCCUCGCUUCGAGUCCGAUCGGUCGCGGCAUGAGGGCACGGAAUCUACCUUGUCCACCACUGCCCCAUCGACCGUCUGGGAUGAGCUGGAAGACCUCAAAUCGCGGAUCAAGAAGCUCGAGGUGACGGGGAAGCUUCCCCCAUCGUCCCAGGAAGCCAUCUCCUCUUUUUCGGGGGACAGGCCACGAACGGCAACGACUACGGUGACAACACUGUCCUCCCCGCCACGCCCCGGCCGCAAAGCCAGCGCACCCCCCGCAGAUCUGGACACCCCCGCCGUGCCCAAUCCCGUGCACCCUAUCCUGCAAUCAGCCCUGUCCAAAUCCAAAGCCGUGAUACACAAACCAGUUUUUAGGGCCUUGGAGGCGACAGUUACGGAUGCCCUGUCCCUCUCCACCCUACUCAGCUCGGGGAAGACCGCGUCAGGCGGGGUACCGGUCGCGAACGGCUGUGGCUCGUCGGACAGAUAUGCUCGGCGGAAAGCUGACAGCGUCUGCCGCGGCUUAACUGAACUGUGUCUGGCGCUGUCUGAUGAGCAGAUCCGCCAACAGCAGGAAACAUCGGACGACGAGCAUACAUUGACUCUACACACAAAUGGCGCCAGCAAAAGUCCCGAUGAGGGAACGUCAACUCCGACCACGUCCUUCUCGCGGAGUACCAGCCAAGAACCUGAAUCGAUCGUCAGACGACAGAGCACCCAUCGGAUGACAAGUCGUCUUGAAUCACGCCGGCCCAGCCUCGCAAAUGGCAGCAACGGCCCUUCGACGGAGAAUAGCCCCAAUGUCCAGAAACAGGACACGCCGGUGGAUAGCAAACAAGCGCAAUCCCCGGGAUCUGUCCCGGCCAGUCGACUAAGCCGUCUCUCUACCUCCUUGCGGACGAGGCGAUUACGGACGGAGGACGAUUCGAACGACCCGGCAAGUCCGCAUGCACGGUCGAUAUCUCGUAGCAUGACGGAUAUCGGGAACCCACCCCCGUCGCCUCGUGAGAUGCCUCCUCGCCAGGGCCUUUCCCAUCGAUACACCACGUCGCAAUCGUUCCCUGCUUCCCAACAGGAAAAGACCUCUCGCUUCUCGGCACUGUCCCAGCCGUCGCAGUUAUCCCAACCGCGGACCCCGACGGUUCAGACGAACCUCCCUCGGCGAAGAAGCCUUAUCACUCCGUCGAAUUACACACCUGCGACGCCCCGCUCAAACAUCCAGGCUGGAUCUCGCCGAUAUGCAUAUGCCAGUGCUACCCCCUCUACCGUCGGAGAUGAUGCUCCCAUGUCUCCCCAACAGGAGCAAUCUCAAACACGAAUAGUUGCUCCCUCGAGCAAGAUUGCCUCGAGUUAUACCCCUAUCACGCAAAACCGUCUUCGAACGAACAGCCUUGGAGCCCGAAAGUUUGGCAUCAGGCCAACAAGACCCGUGGCCGGUGCCAACAAUGUUACGAGAUCUUUUGAUGACAGCCUUGAUUGA
Aspergillus campestris IBT 28561 is the source of this 2655-nucleotide messenger RNA. Its product is annotated as putative LPXTG-motif cell wall anchor domain protein. The record is from RefSeq and is a predicted model, not a curated record. The transcript has 2 exons. The coding region runs from base 1 to 2655 and encodes 884 amino acids. Lineage: Eukaryota; Fungi; Ascomycota; Eurotiomycetes; Eurotiales; Aspergillaceae.